Molecule: messenger RNA, 9204 nt
Organism: Anopheles marshallii
Lineage: Eukaryota; Metazoa; Arthropoda; Insecta; Diptera; Culicidae
Gene: Megf8
Product: multiple epidermal growth factor-like domains protein 8
Exons: 6
Coding region: 1-9204 (3067 amino acids)
Molecular function (GO): calcium ion binding; protein binding
Source: RefSeq, a predicted model, not a curated record
AUGGAGAUGAACCAAUUAUUGUCGUCGCAAACCACCUGCACACACAGUAGACAACGUUGCCGCCUCUUCGUCUCAGCGUCGCACGAACAACAGUCUAAGCAGGCGCUCGGUGGUGCUAGCAACGGCGGAAAAAAGUGUCGAAUAGAUGGCGGCACAACGAUGGCUCCGUACCGGAUUAGGUGGAAAAUGCACACGCUGGUCUGGUUGGUGUUGCUGCAGCUGGUACUACCGUACGUGCAGGUCGGAUUAACGCUGGCCAAAACGCAAACAAGGCAAUCGUGCGAUAAAACACGACGUAUCUUCACGCAACCGUAUGGUGAAAUUAGCGAUGGCCCUGCUGGGUUUAAUUAUACACAGGAUUCUCACUGCGAAUGGUUGAUAAGGGCGCAAAAUGAUAGUCAAUUUAUAACGCUCAAAUUUCGUAGCAUGGGCACCGAGUGUUCGUACGAUUACAUCUUCAUCUACGAUGGUGACUCGUUCCGGUCACCAUUAUUGGGUAGCUUCAGUGGCAAUACGGAACCACAGCACGUGAUCGCUAGCUCCGGCAGUAUGCUGAUUUUGCUGUACAGCGACACCAACUAUGUGAUGGAUGGCUUUCGGGCGGAGUUUUCUGUUACGAACUGUCCGAACAACUGCACUGGUAAUGGUCGAUGCGUCGACCAUGUGUGCGUUUGUGAUCGGGGAUGGAUCGGACCAGAUUGUAGUUUAGAUGCGUGUCCCGAUCGCUGCGGAGCGACAGUUAGUCGGGGGACCUGUUCGAGUGAUCGCUGUGAAUGCUCAAAGGACUACAUAGGACAAGCGUGUGGUCUCCAUCGUUCCAAACCUGCUCCAAAGGAGUGGCACUGGAUUUCCAACUCAAAAAAUGGAUUACCGCCACGGGCGGCACAUACAGCUGUUUACUAUGAACCAUCUGAUGCGCUGUACGUCUUUGGAGGAUACAACCUAAACGAAGUGUUCGACAGUCUGUAUGUCUUCCGGUUCGACAGAAACCACUGGGAGGAUGAGUGGGGAAUUCGCGUCGAUCAAAACUAUACCGAACCGUCUUCCGAGGAAGAAAAGUAUCUCCGUAGGACACAGUUUCUGGAGGAGGAAUCGGAAAGAUUGUCUCGGGAACCAAAUUUCUUGAGCAAUGUCAUAUACACAUUAUCGGACAAUCGAACCGGUAUUGGGUAUGGCGAAGGACUUUCCAACGGAACACGUCCGGCCGGACGCUAUGGACAUGCGGCAUCUGCCGUCGAUGAUGGAUUCGUAAUCUUCGGAGGGAAGCUUGGAACAAACAGCGAGUUGACAAACGAUUUGUGGUUGUACAAUGUAUCGCAUAACGGUGGAACUUGGUUCGAGCGUGCGACGGAAUCGGAAAUACGACCACCGGCACUCACACGCCACACGCUAACGGUUGCCGGGGAAUAUCUGUACGUGUUUGGCGGUGCAAUUGAGGACGGCGAGUUCUCGUCGAAACUGUUCCGGAUAAAGCUCAUCCCGGACGCGCCGAAUGCAGACCGUUGGGAGGAAGUGGUACCGCGUGGCGGGAAGUCACUUGAUGUGCGUAUGGUUGCUCAUACUACUUCGUACCAGCGGUCAACCAACUCACUCAUCGUGUACGGUGGGUUACUAGCAAAUGUGGCCCGUUUUUCGCGCCUCUCCGAUCGCAUGUUUGCUUUUCAGCUUGACCACAAACACUGGGCAGAGUUGCAAUACCCUCGCACGGCGCUGCACGAUGGAUAUGCGCCUCGCGAACGAGCUUUUCACACGACGAACAUUAUCGGCAACUAUCUGAUCGUUUUCGGUGGUUACUCGCACAAGCACAACAAGGAGGAAAUUUGCUACGACAAUCAGAUGUAUCUGUAUCAUCUGGGAUGUCACAGCUGGAUUAAUCCGGAGGUGCUUGGACCGGGACCGAGCAGUAAAUAUCGGUAUCCAAAGAAACAAGGUGUAUUUGCACAUGCGGCUGCUGUGCGGAAAGGCAACACACUGCUCGUCGUUGGCGGUUACCAUGGGAAUGUGAAUGGCGAUCUGCUCGCCUACGCGCUACCUCUCAUGCUGGUGGUGCACGACGAUGUGACGUUUGCACCGGAAGCGGCAUGCCCACGGCAUACAUCGUUCAAUGAAUGUUUGGCUGACUUAGAGUGUGGGUGGUGUUCGGCCGAUAGUGUGUGCUAUGGACGCACGAUUGGAGCCAACUGUACGACUAAUCUGCAAACGACGCGCUGCAAAGGAAUAUGCUCUGUGUUGGGCGAUUGUCAUUCGUGUCUGGUGCACGGUACAUCAACGCUGGACGAAGAUGGAGAAGCUAGUCGCAAAGCGGGAAAACCCUUGCAGCACAUGCAAUCGAUUGCGCACAAACUCGGACUGGAUCGGUGCACCUGGUGUGUUCAGAAUGCUCGCUGCCACCACAAGGACGAUAAUUAUGGAGUUUGUGGAGAAGAUACACCUUCCCAGAAGCCUGGAUGGUGGGGUACGAAAGGCACGGAAGUUACGAAACCGAACGAAUGUACUUCGCAGGAUAAGCGUCCGGGGUUGACGUUUCUGAAGUAUCUUCAUCCAAUGAACAUAUCCAUGCCGGAUGCGGUAAUGAUCGUGAACGCCACCAUGGCAGACUUUACAUCGCCUCCAACAAACACACCGACGGAACAGCAACUUGGUGGGCAGGUCGUGGCCCGACUGCUUGGCUUUAUUCGAUUUCCACCCAUGACGGACCAAUCGAUGGCGUUGCUUCAGGCGUGUGUUAGUCAUGCCGAUGCAAUACUUCGCACCGUUCAGGUAUCAACGCAGCCAAACCGUAAAGGAGAUGCGUCGCCGUACAACACGUCGCUCAAUAGUCUAGUUAUGGAAACGAUGGUGUCUACAAACAUAUCCGCGAACGAAAGCGUCUGCGGGAUGGUAAAAUGGGCGGAUCGUGCGAACAUAUUGGUGGACUUCCAGGCUCAGAGAAAUAGUCGUGUGGGCGGAUAUUAUAGCGGUUCUGGACAUCAUCACCACCACCAUGGACACCAUCCAGAUUUGAGUAAAAUGAGUCUGAAACACGUCUACGAUGGAGUACUGCAAGCGUUUACAUUCGAAUUUCUAGAACCGUACUCGAACGGAACGGCUUGCGGAUCAUACGGUAACUGUCUCGAGUGUCUUUCGGACUCGUUCUGCGGCUGGUGUGAGUUAAGCAACGCUUGCUUAUCGCGUAAAGUGAGCGAAUCGGAAGCGUGUCGCCGUGGUGCGAACUGGCGCUAUCUAACCAUCCAACCGGCACACUGUUCGAACUGUUCGAACUUUGUCUCCUGUGAGCAAUGCAUCGGUCACUCCGGGAAUCAGUGCGAAUGGUGGACGGAAGAUGCAACCUGCGCGAGGCGAGGACGCUCGGAAGUGGCGGUACGAACGCUGGACCAAUGCCCAAUUCCUUGCUACCUGCGGACGGAUUGUUCCGCUUGUUUGAACGAUCGUGGUCGGUGCGUGUGGUGUGAAGCCACCAGUCAGUGCUUUUCCUUCUCGGUGUACACUAGCGAGUAUCAGUUCGGUAUGUGCCGCGAGUGGCUCGAUCAGACACUUCCGAUCACUGCACCACCGGUAAUAGAACAGGACGGCACGAGUGUGCCAAUGGUGCAGCAGUGUAAAUCAUGCGCGAGCUAUCAGAAUUGUUCGUUUUGUCUGAGGUCGCUUAGCUGCGGUUGGUGCUACGAUACGGACAAUCCGAUCAACGGUGUGUGCAUGCAGGGUGACUUUAAUCGAUCGACGCAGGGAUUGUGUGGCAAGGGAAGCCUUUUGCUGCUGGGAACGGCGAACGUGACGGAGGAACCGAUCCGAACGAGCUGGGCAUAUGCGCAAUGUCCCGAUGUGGAUGAGUGCGAGCUGCGGCUGCACGACUGUCAUGAACAAGCGGAGUGUAGCAAUACGCACGGUUCAUAUAGCUGCAAAUGCCGGAAAGGAUUCUUUGGCGAUGGGGUGCGCUACUGCCGGCAGACGUGUUACGAAACCUGCGUCCAUGGACAUUGUUCCGGUGCUCCCGAUUUCCGGUGUGUUUGCGAUCUUGGCUGGACCGGGGUGGAUUGCAGUGUGAACUGUGCGUGCAAUAAUCACUCCACGUGUCUGCAGGGCGUUGGACGGUGUGAUCAGUGUUUGAACUGGACGGAGGGCGAAUUUUGCGAGCGUUGCAGUCCGGGCAGCUUCGGCAACGCUACGACCGAAGCAGGCUGCCAGCGAUGUGAUUGCAAUGGUCACGGUAAUGUGGCGCUUGGAAUUUGCGAUGCGAAGACAGGUGAAUGUUACUGCCAGGACUACACCGAGGGGCUACGGUGCGAGGUGUGUAAUCGUAACUUUUACGGCGAUCCAAAAGAUGGCGGCCAGUGCUAUCACCAGUGUGCCUCUCGGGGUGUACUGACGCAGGUUGGCACGCAAGGACUCGGUUCGUUUCAGUCGUACCGGUCCAGUUGGAGUGGACAGGAGACACGCGAAUGUCUUUGGAUCGUAAGUCCACAGGGACGAGCAGGAGGAGGCGGGAGUGGUGGAGCUGUGGGUACCGUAUCUACCGAGCUUCGUAACGCGAUCAUACAAAUUGAGAUUGAGAAAGAUCAGAUGAAUGUGACGUGCGGCGAAAAUGCAGUGUACGUGUAUGACGGACUACCCGAUCUGACGGGUGUCGCCCAACAGAAGCAACUGAUCGCGGUGUUCUGCAAGGAGGAUCGCGGAUCUUGGAUAGCGGAAGCCCGCUCGGGACAUUUGACGGUCCAUUUCAAGAAGGGACCGUCCGCUGAGCAGGGAUUCAACGCGAUCUACUCGGUGUUAAGCUGUGCCGCAGCCAGUUGCCAACGUCCGCACCUUUGCUCGGACGAUGGACGUUGUGUUUGUCCGAAAGGUUUUACUGGGCCACGCUGCAUGAUGCGAAUAUGUCCGUCAGACUGUAAUGAGGAGCACAAACGGGGCACCUGUGACAAUGCGUACGGCCGGUGUAUAUGUGCCCCCGGGUACGGAGGGGACGAUUGUUCGAUUCCGGUUAACCCGUCCUGGGUGGUGUUUACGGAACUGUUUAACUCGUACCUGGUAUCGGAUAGUUUCGAGCAUCUGCGAAAAACGUUGCCACGGUUCGGUCAUUCGCUAGUGGCGGAUCGUCGCGGUUCGUUGUGGAUGUUUGGUGGCUACUCGCUCUCGCACGGACCUCUGAACGAUAUACGCCAAUUUGACACAAAGAACAACACCUGGAUGCAGGUGACCGUUGAUUCCAGCCCGGAGGAUCGUAUGCCGCAGGGUCGUUACUACCAUGCCGCGGAAAUCAUCGGCAGCCGACAGGCAAUCUACGUGUACGGUGGUCUUUCGCGCAACGGCACACUGGAUGAUCUGUGGCAGUUUGGUUUGCAGACGCAGCGGUGGAGUUUGGUGGUGCCACAAAACGAAACCCGUCCACCGGCCCUGGCCGGUCACACAUUGACGGCUGUGGGUCGCGAAGAGUUACUGCUGCUGAUCGGAGGUUACACCAUCGGCCGUGGUUUGCAAGGUUCCGUUUGGUUGUUUAAUCUCGUUACGGCUAGCUGGACGAUGGUAGCGACUCACGGAUCAUCUCCGGGUGGCAUUUAUGGCCACACGGCCGUCUACCAUGCAACGAGUUCGGCCGUCUACGUGUACGGUGGUGUGCGCAAGCUGCAGAAUUGCAGUGAAUCGGUUGUAUCCAAACAGCUAUACGCAUUUAGCAUUACUACGCGCCGUUGGACGGAGUUACCAUCGUUUAUCUACCACGGUGUAGAUUAUGUGCCAUCGGCACGAUAUCUCCAUUCGGCAGUCGCUACCGAACACUACAUGCUGGUGUUUGGUGGACGCGCAGUCGGAAACGGUACAGUUUCGCUGGCCGCUGAUGAGAUGAUGGUUGCGUACGUGUAUCGGUGCAAUCAGUGGAUCCGGUUGGCGAAGGAUGCGCAGAAGGUGGGUGGCCGCUACGGGUAUACGUACGCGCAAGCGAUGACCCAAGAUCCGGAGAGUGGUUCUAUCUACGUCGUAGCUGGAUGGGAUGGUAGUAAUCACUGUCGGGUAACGCGCAUCGAUAUGCCGGAGGACAUGUGCGAUCUGUGGAGCAGUUCGAAGUAUCAGUGCCGUCAAUAUUCUGGCUGUAGCUACUGUUCGGUUAAAGGCAUCCCGGGAGAAGCGCCUUCACAUUGUUACUCGGCUGGAGGAUCGUAUCACGCCUGCGAAGGGUACAAUGGCACGAUCUCGUUCAACAGUGGGACUUCUUGUGAUGGCGAGUGGAUUGGUCGGAGGGCUUGUGCGUCGUUCAAAACAUGUACGACGUGUUUGGCUAGCUACCCGUGGCAUGCGGAGACCGAGUCACCCUGCAAGUGGUGCCCGGAGUGUCACCCGAUGGUUAGCUGUAUCGAACGAUCGGCAGACUGUGGUGCCAACAAUGGAUGUACCGGCAAUCAUACUGCGCUGAUCACUCAGGACGAGUGCCCGGGGCUACCGGGGCGAGGUUGUACGGUGGACGAUUGUGCAAGCUGUUCCGCCCUGCCUGGUUGCAGUUGGGAGCAGGAGCAGGGCGGUCUGCGGUACCGGUGCCGGGAAAUGACUGCGGCGGAAGAGGCGGAAGCAAAAAAUGAUACACGGCUCGUAAUCUGUCCGUUGCCUUGCAGCGCGUUUAAGAAUUGCAAACAGUGUGUUAAACAUUCCAGCCGGCCGUCGGAGUGUCUCUGGUCGACGCAGUUGAAUGAGUGUAUUUCACCGACGUUCCAACCGUUGUACUGUUCCGGUGGCAUCUGUGGAUUGGUGGUGCGUCCGAACGAUCCACAGCACUGUCCGGAACCGUGUGCGAGCUUUACCCAGUGCUCGAACUGUCUUCGUCAUGCUUACUGUGGAUGGUGCUCCAAGAAUGGUACGGAUGGUGACGGCGUUUGUACGGAGGGUUCGGUUGAUGGGCCGGCCAACCAUCCGGCGGGAUCCACCUGUGCGGCAAUCUAUCAAACGCGCAGCAAAACACCUGCCAAUGCCACUGAACCGUUCGGCUGGAACUACUUCAAGUGCCCGCCGGAGAACGAGUGCGUUAAUGGGCACCAUAAUUGCAACGCCAAGUCUCAGCACUGUGUCGAUCACCUGCACGGAUACGAGUGCGUCUGUGCCCCGGGGUACAACUCGUCGAGUCUCGGUGGUGGAGGCAUGUGUAUGCCAGUGUGCAGCCAAGGUUGCGUACGUGGCGCUUGUACGGAGCCGGAUGUAUGCCGGUGUGAUUUUGGUUACGUUGGUGCGAACUGUAGCAUCCAGUGUCAGUGCAAUGGACACUCGAACUGUUCCGGUGCGGAUCAGCUGGAUCGUUGCGGCCAGUGCCAUAACAACACAAUGGGCCCGCAGUGUGACAAAUGUUUACCGUUUUAUGUCGGCGAUCCACGCAACAGUGGAUCGUGUGUACCGUGCGUGCAGUACUGUAACGGCCAGACGGAUCUUUGCAUUGCACGGGAUCAGGAAGCGACGAUGCGGAACAUGUCCCGGCAGGAGUUGAAACAGUUGGUGACGGAGGGCCCGACCGGGGACGCAAUCUGUCUCGGGUGUGGGAACUAUACCGACGGUGACCAGUGCGAGACUUGUGUGCCGGGGUACUUCCGCAAAUCGGCCACGCCGGGAAAGGCGUGUUCACCGUGUGAGUGCAACGGGCAUGGCGACAUGUGUGAUCCGAUGACGGGCGAGAAAUGUAACUGUGGCAAUAAUACCGAGAGUGACAACACAUGCUCGUCGAAGGGAAAGAACCACGCGUUCAACUGCUGGUCGUUGCAGUGUACCAAAUGUCGGGACUCCUACUCGGGUCAUCCGAACAAUGGACAUCAGUGCUACAAGCACAUCACGGUCGAGUCGCGCAUGUGCUUCGAUGCCAAAACGAUCGAUGAAUGUAAAAUCAAACCACAACCUCUAAAACCGGGCCAGACGGUGUUUUUCGUCAUUCAACCACGCUACAUGAACGUCGACAUCCGUUUUAUAGUGGACGUGACGCAGGGUGAGCUCGACUUCUACAUGAGUCCUACGGACGAGUCGUUCAUUGUGCAGAAUAACGUUACGACGGGUCACCAUGACAUUAUGCUAGACAAUAGGUAUCUUUGGUUUCACCGUCGUAUCACAAUAAGCUCAGUUUGGUCCGAAUCAGUACCGGUCGAGGACCUAUACCCACUCAACAUCCAACCGUCGGAUCCAUCCACCCAACCGCUAACUGGCGAGAAAAAUUCCCCCAUCUGCGGGGGUCUCCUCAACGACGAUUUCUACGUAAUCGAUCGCCAUGCGCACGAUCUAAUCACCUACCAAACGCUGCACAUGUGUAAAUCGCUGCUUAGAGUGUUUGGCCUAAAGAACAGGCUGGUCGUGACGCUGCCCCACACGGUACACGCACUGGGGCAGACCAAAUUUUACAUUGCGCUACGGGCACGGCCCGGUUCGACCGCCAGCUAUGGGCUCGUGUUUUUCCGCCAGGAUCAGCUCCACAUCCAUCUGUUUGUGUUUUUCUCCGUGUUUUUCUCGUGCUUUUUCCUGUUUCUCGCCAUCUGCGUGCUGGCGUGGAAAGCGAAACAGGCGGCGGAUAUGCGCCGGGCCCGUAGACGUCACGUGGUCGAGAUGCUGCACAUGGCCAAACGGCCCUUCGGUCGGGUGAAUCUUUCACUGGAGGGUCCAUCGGAGGGUACCAUCACACCGGCACCGCAUCGCAGGCGUGGCCGAUCUUCCAAACAUUCCACCGGCAGUGCCGGUAGUAAUGCCACCAAUGUGCUCGGUCACCAUCAUCACCACCAUCACCACCAUCACCAUCAGCAGCAGCAGCAGCAGCAAUAUCAUCAACAGGAUAUAGGUCCCAUCGCAUUAGAGCCAACGGCGGACAAUUAUGCGGCCGUCGGGACGGUCUUCGUGCGGCUGCCCGGUAAGCAAAAGUCACAGAUCACGCUAGCGCUUGCGUCUGCACUGAUCGUUAUGGGGCGCACGUCCGAUGGCACCUAUCCGUCCCAUUCGCGUGCGGCAGGCAGUGGUCAUCAUCGACGCCGUAGUUCACCUGGUGGUGGAAGCGUCUGUCACGCCUCGCCACGGCAACAUCCUCUACAUUAUUAUAAUCAGCAGCAGCAGCAGCAGCAACCACCGCAGCAACAGCAACACCUGCAUCGAGGCGAACCGGCGGAUGUGGUCGGACCGCUGGCGGAACGGCAACCAUUUAUCGAAGUGCACCACGAACAGGUUCCGUUGCAACCGCUUGCACCGAACCGCGAUCGACAGUAA